UUAUCCAAUGAAGUGAAAUUGCAGUCGGGAAGCGCUUUCAUAACUCGCGGAAACUCUUUGUGCUUUAACAGCUUACAUUUUUGUGUGUUACGGAUCGAACUGUCAUCGUAGGCACAGAUUUGAAGGGAUAGCCUUGGCUUACCUUGGACUACACAAGAUGGCCUUGGCUCUGACCGACAGAGUCGUUGGGGCAAUCAUAGGGUCCGCUGUUGCAGAUGCAGCAGCACAACCCCUACAUUGGGUGUAUGACCAGCAGAAGCUCAGUAGCCUUUUGUCCCAAGAUGGUCCCCCAGAAUUCCGCCCUGUGUCUGCAAAUCCCUUCUACACAAGGGCAACUGGCAAUCAAAGUUGCUAUGGGGAUCAAGCUUAUGUUCUCCUUGAAUCGUUGUCAGAGUGCAAAGGUUUGAACACUGAUGAUCUGAAGCAGCGCACAUACAAGUUCUUUGGGCCAGGAUCAGAGUAUGACACCCCUGUCAAUGACCCAUACAGAGAAAAAGGAGGUCCAAGGCCACAGCUGCCCAUUGAAGGACCAUGGAGGCAUGCAAGUAUUAAAGGUUUCAUUAAGAAUGUGGAUGCUGGAAAAGAGAACACAGGCUGUGAGGAAGACAACCAGAUUGAUGGAAUUGCAAGGCUUGCCCCCAUUGUAGCUCUGUAUGCUGGGAAACCAGACAUGCUGGAAAAAGUAGAGGAUGCAGUCCGCGUGACCCAGAACAAUGAUCUGUGUGUGGCAGAGACACUCGCAGCAGCCAGGCUCUUGGAGCAUUUCAUCUUGAAGGGUGCAGACCCCGCUGCCUUUGAUGCUGUGAUUGCACAGCUUAAUGACCCCAAGCGUAAGAACUCCCAGGAGCUGGAUAAAGCUGUAGCUGGACACCUCUAUCAAGUGAAAGAAAACCUUUCUAAGACACCGAAGGAGUUGAUUCCCACUGUUUUCACAAGUGCCUGAGGUUUGCCUGGUGCAUUCCAAGCAGCUCUGCAUGGGGUCCUGACAGCCACAAGUUUUGAACAGGCUGUGAGAGAGACCAUGAGCUGCGGGGGGUGCACCUGUAGCAGGAGCUCCUUCAUUGGGGCUUGUAUUGGAGCUCAGGUUGGACCUGAAGGGAUCCCAGAUGCAUGGAAGAGCAAGACACUUCGAUACAACUCCUUGAUUGAACAUGCAAAGAAGAUUGCUGAACUCCACCAGGCAUAAAUGUGCCAUUCUUUUAUAUGUGUGGAUUUAACUGAGAUGCUAUAGUAAGGGAAUGUUGAGGCUUUACAGAACACUUAAUGAAAGUUCCAGCUCAAAUAUUUGAAAGGUUGGAACUUGAUGCCUUGUGUGAUGUGAAGUCAAGACAUGCCCAAUUACUUUCAUUAAAUCAAUUUGGAUUAUU
Sardina pilchardus (European sardine) is the source of this 1367-nucleotide messenger RNA. Its product is annotated as crystallin J1C-like. The transcript is spliced from 10 exons. The record is from RefSeq and is a predicted model, not a curated record. Lineage: Eukaryota; Metazoa; Chordata; Actinopteri; Clupeiformes; Clupeidae.